AUGUCAACAGUACGGACAGCAACGGAUGGCUAUGUUAUUGGGCUGUCCGGAAGGAAACUUAAGGUUAUGAACGAACGAAAAGAAAGACUUUUUGAUAGCAGUCAGAAGUUAGCGUUGGCCGAUGCAAUGCGCCGACUUGUUGCGCACGAAGAAGCUGUUGGUUCAACCUCCGAAAAAAUCGCAGAUAAGGAGGACAGGGAAGAAUUUGCCAGUCAGGUGGAAAUUUUAAAAAAUUGGGAAAAUAUGGAGGAUGCCGGACCGGUUGCUGAUUGCAUUGUUUUUCAUGACGGCGUAAAGUUCAGGUAUGUUUUUCAUGAAAAACUUUGA
Molecule: messenger RNA, 327 nt
Organism: Gongylonema pulchrum
Lineage: Eukaryota; Metazoa; Nematoda; Chromadorea; Rhabditida; Gongylonematidae
Source: the annotation of a GenBank genome assembly